Messenger RNA from Thermochaetoides thermophila DSM 1495, 348 nucleotides. RefSeq names its product cytochrome c oxidase-like protein. Bases 1 to 348 code for a protein of 115 amino acids. NCBI's taxonomy places the organism in Eukaryota, Fungi, Ascomycota, Sordariomycetes, Sordariales, Chaetomiaceae. Gene Ontology annotation, cellular component: mitochondrial inner membrane. The record is from RefSeq and is a predicted model, not a curated record. The transcript is spliced from 2 exons. Gene Ontology annotation, biological process: mitochondrial respiratory chain complex IV assembly.
AUGGCCGUGUUUACGAGCAAGAAAUACAUGUCGCAAGCGCGCUCCAAUACGUGGGGCGCGCGCUACCGUUCAGCAAUGGCCAAGCAUCCCUUUUUGCUCUUCGGGCUCCCCUUCCUCACUGUCAUCAUUGGCGGCUCAUUUGUCCUGACCCCGGCGACAGCCGUCCGAUAUGAGCGCUACGACCGCAAGGUGCGGCAAAUGACGCGCGAGGAGGAGUUGGGUAUCGGAAAGAGCGGCAGGAAGGUAGACAUUCGUGAGGAAUACUACAGACUUGCCUAUAAAGAUCUUGACAAUUGGGAACAAAAACGCGUCAAGCGCUUGCCCGGUGAGCCCGACGGCACCCUCUAA